This is a messenger RNA of Gryllus bimaculatus (two-spotted cricket), 2739 nucleotides long. Lineage: Eukaryota; Metazoa; Arthropoda; Insecta; Orthoptera; Gryllidae. The record is from the annotation of a GenBank genome assembly.
UGAUAGUGUAACUCCCAGUAAUAGUACUAUUAAAUAACACGUCGAAAUCCAGUUUUGCGUUUUCUACAUAUGCAUUCUUGUUACCUUUCCUAAUUUAUGUGAUUGUUACACUAUUCAUCUGAUGUUUGAUCACAGAUAUUAAAUGUAAUGAUAAUGGUAAACGUUAAACAGGUGCUGAAGAUAAGACACGUACAACGUUGGCGACCAUUCGGAGGAAGGGCCAAUUGACAGAUUACUAGGAUCUAUACUGAGAUUUAUUGUACCAUGCACUUGACGUAAGGAAUAUGUUUAAAGUUUCAUUUAAUCGGAAGCUUUAACGUCCUCACAGUGACGUCACUGUAGCGACAUUGAAGCUCCCUAUUGGAUGAAAUCGCAACAACUGAUUUACGUCAAUGUACGACUAAAUAAACCGUAUUAUAUUAGCAAAGCAGCUGAUGCACCCACACUUUCUGGAUGCAUCUCCCCCGUCGAUGGUUCAUGUCAGUGUGCCAAAAACGUCAUCGGCCAGUUGUCAGUCCUCAAUAGGUUAGAUUAGGCGUCGUGUUAGGUCAAACUGUUUGGGAAGCUGACUACUUUUGCCUUUCCUAAAACUCACCUGAGAAAAUUGGUGCGGUUGUGUUAAGUGUGACCAAAAAUGACUAAUGAUGCGAAUAAUACUCAGCCGAGUAAUGCAGUGGGAAAGAAGAACGACCAGGUGCUCUCACGACGUUUGAAUAAAAUAUUGGAAACAAGGUUAGAAAAUGACAAAGAUACAAUUGAGGCUCUGAAGGAACUGUCCACGUUCUUCUCCGAAAACACCUUACAAACGCGUCGUAAUCUGAGAAGUAAAAUUGAAAAGAGGAGCUUGGCUAUAAAUGAGGAUUUUCUAUCCGCCUUUCGAGAAGUAAAAGAGGUGCUUGAUGGUAUUUACGAUGAUGUGAUCGCAAUGAAUAAUUCUGUUCUUAAUAUGACCGGCCGAUUACAUGCCACAAAAACCAAAACUUAUCAACUCAUUGACCAGACUACUAAAUUGCAAGCUGAAAGUCAGAAGAUAACUUUGCAACAAGACAUAGCAGAAGCAUUUCUUAAGCGUUUUCAGCUUACAUCAUCAGAACAAUCUGUACUUCGAAGUUCCCAUAACUUGUCAGUAACUGGAGAGUUCUUCACAAUACUUGAUAGAGUGCAAAACAUACAUAGUAACUGUCAUAUGCUCAUGCAAUCAGGGCAUCAGACUGCUGCUCUGGAAAUCAUGGAACAGAUGGCUUUAUACCAGGAAACAGCUCUUGAAAAAUUGUAUCGCUGGACUCAGAGUCACUGCCGCAAUAUUGAACUGGCUGAAACCAGUCUUCUUUUGACCCAGGCAAUGACUUAUUUACAAAACAGACCUAUUCUUUUCAAAUAUGUUAUGGAUGAAUACUGUACUUCAAGGAGAUCUGUAUUAGUAAGAGCAUUUCUUGAUGCUCUGACCCAAGGAGGACCAGGUGGAAUGCCAAAACCAAUUGAACUUCAUGCACAUGAUCCAAAAAGAUAUGUGGGUGAUAUGCUGGCCUGGUUGCAUCAGACAAUUCCAAGUGAAAAAGAAAAUUUAUUGACACUUUUGAAAGGCUGUGAUAAAAUAGAUGUAUUGGAACAAGUACAGGAAGCUCUAUCCAAUAUUACUGAAGGGGUUUGCCAUCCAAUGAAAGUGAGAAUUGAACACAUCCUAGCAUCAGAAAUGAAACCAACAGUGCUAUAUGGAAUAACCAAUUUAGUUCGUUUUUACCAUCAAGUUAUAGGCCAGGUUGUUUCAGGCGGUACAUUGAUUACAACUUUAGAAGAUUUACAAGAACUCAGUCAGUCUACAUUCCUUUCAGUUUUAGAACUGGAAGUAAAACAACAUUUGGGAGUUCAGGUGGAUGGUACUACAGUAUCCCCUUCAAAUUUGACUCCUCCGACUGAUUUGGCUCCACCUCCAGCAAUUGCUCGGCUGUUGGGAAUUUUGAAGGAAGUUCUGGCUGUGGCUAAUGUCGCAGAAGGUCGAGCGGAAGAUCUUACAAAAGUUGUAUCAUGCGUCAUGAAUCCCUUGCUUCAAGCUGUUAACGAAAGUGCAGCUCGGCUACCAAGUGUAGAUAUGGCAGUAUACUUGCUGAAUUGCAUGUAUAGCAUGCAUACUACUCUCUCUCUGUACGAGUUUGUGGAUGAAAGAUUAGAGAGACUUCAGGCACAGUCUGAUGCUCAACUUGAUACUUUAGCUUCUGAACAGGCUAGUUCCCUUGUUGCCAAUCUCAACCUUGGUCCAAUUUACACUAUACUGCAAGAUCCAAAUCGUGGAAGUCUGUCAUCUAUUCCGGGCAUGGAACCAAAUAGUUUAAAAAAUUUUUUGAACAAAUUAGAAGGUUUCUUGGUGGUGCCAGAUGCUCUAGUUCUUCCCCAAAUGAACCUUUUGUUAAGUAGCAACCACCGAAUCACCACUCAGAGAAGAGCUUUUGAAGUUAUUGUAACAGUAUACCAACAGUUAUAUGAUGCUGUUCAUGAUCCAGCUAAUGGUUACCAACAUCCUGAUCUUCUAAUGACCCGAUCACCUCAAGAGGUGACUCAUAUUCUAAUGAAUUCUUAAAAUAAUGUUUUCCUGCUUGUGAAUUUUGUUGAAGGAAGUAAAUUAAUAUGUUACAAUGGAGCUUUUUCUUUUAAAAGUUGGUACUGUGAUGGUUCCCCUGUAAUCUCUCCCUUCCAAAUGUUUACACACACCCUUCUUUAAUAACCAUCAGCUGUCUACAAGAG